UAUAUGAUACAUAGGAUUAUUUUUUCCAUAGUGAAAAAUACAUGUGUCACAUUUUCUAUUAACCUUAUCUUAGAAAAGUUUAUAUAUCUUUUUAUGCGAUUUCUUUAAAAUUAAUAAUGACAAAGAAACAGUUAAAACGUAAAAGAAUCGAAGAUAUUAAUAAAGAGAAUAUACCAGAUAUGGAAGUUUUACCACUAAAAAGAACAUCAGAUGAACCAUUAUCAAAAAAGGUAAAAUGGAUUAAUAGACAGAGAGUUCUAGUAUUUGCUACUAGAGGUAUUAGUUAUAGACACCGUCAUCUUAUGAGUGACUUAAAAACUCUUAUGCCUCAUCAUCGUUCUGAAUCUAAAAUGGAACGUACUAAAAAUCUACAAAUAGUUAAUGAAAUGUGUGAAAUGAAAAAUUGCAAUAAAACAAUAUUAUUUGAAGGUAGAAAAAAAAGAGAUUUGUAUUUAUGGUUUUCUAACAUUCCUAUAGGACCAAGUGUAAAAUUUCUUGUUGAAAAUAUUUAUACUAUGGCAGAAUUAAAAAUGACUGGAAAUUGUUUAAAAGGUUCUAGACCAUUAUUAUCAUUUGAUGAACAUUUUAACACAAAAUUACAUUAUAGUCUUUUAAAAGAAUUGCUUAUUCAAAUUUUUGAUGUUCCUAAUCAUCAUCCUAAAACACAACCAUUUUUCGAUCAUAUAUAUACAUUUACUAUAUUAGAUAAUAGAAUAUGGUUUAGAAAUUUCCAAAUUUUAACAGAAGAUGGUGGUUUGGCUGAAAUAGGUCCUCGCUUUGUAUUAAAUCCAAUAAAAAUAUUUACUGAUAGUUUUGGUGGAGAAGUACUUUGGGAUAAUCCAACUUAUGUUUCUCCUGUUAAGUUUCGACACUCUUUAAAAAAAAAUAAUACUGGUAAAUAUAUGAAUAAAAUGGAUCAGAAAAUAAUACAAAAAGUUAAUAAACCAAAAGAAUCUUAUUCAUUGAAUCCUAUGGAUGAGAUAUUUAAAGGUGAUCCAUUAGAAAAAGCAAUAGAAUUGCAAGAAAAAGAAACAAAAAAUAUACAGACUAAUGAUAAUAAGCAGAAAAAAUUAGAGAAUAGAAAUAAAAAACAUUUAGAAAGGAAAAUAAAAAGGACUACACAAAAAAAAAAUAAAAAAAAAUCAAUGUAAUAUUCAAAAAUUUAUAUUAUAUUGAAAUAUUAAUAAAUUUUUUAUAAAGUA
Molecule: messenger RNA, 1202 nt
Organism: Apis mellifera (honey bee)
Lineage: Eukaryota; Metazoa; Arthropoda; Insecta; Hymenoptera; Apidae
Product: ribosome biogenesis protein BRX1 homolog
Exons: 4
Coding region: 117-1151 (344 amino acids)
Biological process (GO): rRNA processing; ribosomal large subunit assembly
Cellular component (GO): nucleolus
Molecular function (GO): rRNA binding
Source: RefSeq, a predicted model, not a curated record